AUGUUUAGAACUAUAUUAAAUAAAUUAAAUCCAGUCGAGCUAACAUGCGGAUUCCACACUACAGCCUGCUUGAAUGAAGUUAGGCUACUUACAAGGCUUCGUGUUGUUGAUAACUCUGAAAUCGGAAUGCGAGCCAUGGCCGAAGGAAAACCUCCGAAAGUAAUUUGUGUAUACAACAAACAACGUGUCGGUUUUAUUGGUGACAGAGUAAUGGUAGCUAUCAAAGGGCAAAAGAAGAAAGGCAUUCUUGUAGGUCUCAAGCAAACACAAAAGGUCAAAGUACCAAAGUUCGACAGCAACAACAUAGUUUUAAUAGAUGACAAUGGAACACCUCUAGGAACCAGAAUACAUGUACCCAUACCAACUAUCCUCCGAACAAUUUUGAAAGAGAAAACUCAUUCUAAAGGAGCUGAUUACACAAAACUACUGGCCAUAGCCACCAAAUUUGUUUAAUUUCUAGGUACAUAGUUAAUAAAUUAGUGUAUAUAGAUA
Bombyx mandarina (wild silkworm) is the source of this 492-nucleotide messenger RNA. It is a transcript of the gene mRpL14, whose product is annotated as mitochondrial ribosomal protein L14. Gene Ontology annotation, molecular function: structural constituent of ribosome. Lineage: Eukaryota; Metazoa; Arthropoda; Insecta; Lepidoptera; Bombycidae. The record is from RefSeq and is a predicted model, not a curated record. Gene Ontology annotation, biological process: translation. Gene Ontology annotation, cellular component: mitochondrion; ribosome.